UUCUUUGGCGAGGUGGAUCCUGUGCUGAUGAUCAAUCUGGUCAACACCUCCCUGUACUCCUACAACAAGACCUAUGACUACCAGUCUGUCUGCGACCCAGAGAAAGACAGCAAAGCUGCAGCAGGACCGCGCUCCAUCUAUGUGCCUACCAUUGCAGACCUGCUCAGUAUUGGCUGGUGGGCCUCGAGUGCUGCCUGGUCGAUACUCCAGCAGCUCUUUUUUGGUCUCAUGUUCCCCGACCUUCUAGAAGCAGUGGAGUCAGCAGAUGAUGACAUACCAGAUGCCAUGUUUAAAGAAAGCUGCAUCACAGAGCAGACUCAAUACUUCUUUGACAAUGAUGAAAGAUCCUACUCAGGUGUCCUAGACUGCGGAAACUGUUCCAGGAUGUAUCGUGCCGAGAAGCUGCCAAACACCAACCUAGUGUUCCUGAUCACUGAUGCCAAGGCGACAUGUUUGUCAUGUGACCCCAGACCGCUACGACAGGCUGAACAACCCUCUGAAGGUCCAGAUCCAUGCGAGCUGGCCCAGAAUCCAAGACACCGCAAAGGGCCGGAUGUGUGUUUCGACAACAAUGAAAAC
Molecule: messenger RNA, 579 nt
Organism: Plectropomus leopardus (leopard coralgrouper)
Lineage: Eukaryota; Metazoa; Chordata; Actinopteri; Perciformes; Serranidae
Source: RefSeq, a predicted model, not a curated record